UAUAUUUGUGACAUUUCCAAGAUUUGUGGUGAACUAUCGAGCCAGCAUAGCUUAAUGAAACCAAUGUUUUCAGCUAGCUAGUGUUUGUUAGCUCUUCAUGCUAAUAUUAUGCGUUUAUCGUGGGAUGGAUGUUGACAAACGCAGUUAAACGUUGGGUUUACGAACAGGCAGACGUUCUGUACAAUAUGUAGCUACUUGUUGAAAACCACGAUAUACCUUUUUCUUGAAAACAUGUCUCGCAGACCAAAAUAUUGUCGUUCCCCCGCUGUCAAAACGGGUUCGCUGUGCUUUAACGUGGAUCAACCCGUGGCGUUCAUUGUCCAUGAGUGUGCUGGCCAGAGCAUCCCAUCUGCUGCUCUAACUGCGACAUGUUGUGGGAGUGCAACGUUUGUGGUGUCGUCCUCAACGUGUCAUCAUUCAUAGCCAUCUUCAGGCUUGCCAACGCCUGCAGUUGUAACAAUGCAUGUUUGUAUGGAGGCGAACAACCAUUUCAACUAUGGCACCCACUCCUCUGUGUCUGUUAACUCAGGACUGAAACUCUCCUCAGCGGAUUCUGUCUAUACCAAUGGGUCCUCCAUGAGUUUCCCUCAGCAGGAGAAGAAUAUGAAUGGCGAAAUGAAUGUGAAUGGCAGCACUACUGUAAUUGGGUCCAGUGUGUCUGGCUCCCAACCUCCAACAGCCCCAUACCCUCAUAUGAGCAACCACCACCACCAGAGUAGCAUGGGCUAUGACUACCUGUGGGGAGGACAGCCACAGUACAGCCCAGCCAUGAGCUUGUCUCCUGGGCAUGGCAUGCACCAGAAGCAGCCUCCCACUGGGGUGAUGCAGCAACAGAGCCAGCAGCAUUUCCAGGGUCACGGACAGUACCAACUGAACGGGGGCAUGCCUGGGUCCCGUCAGCCCCCCGUGGUGCCACCCCCAAACAUGAAUCUUACAGGGGGCCAGUACUGGAACAGGGUUAACCCGGGGCAACAGCAGAGCAGCACAGCCAUGGCAAUGGGGUAUAACUCGCACAGCGUGUACGGGGCCUACCAGAGCCAGGUGCACCCUGGGAUUGCGCCCUCACAGCAUCACCAGCAGCAGCCUCCACAGCCACCCCCUCACCAACAGACACAGCAACACCACCACCAGCAGCAGCAACCUCAGCACUACAGCAUGGUGUCCAACGGGAUUCCCUACUACCAGCACCAGCCCCAGCACCCACCUCUUCCCGCUCCACAACCUCAGGCUCAGAUGAUGCCCCCUACCUCCCAGAAUUUCACCCCUCCACGGGGAAGCCCCCAGCACCACCAGAUGGGCCGGGGGGGCACAGGCAGCCCCCUCCCCAUGGCGGUGUCUUCUGUCCCCAUGAUGUCACCCUCGACAAUGGCGGAUAGUGGAUCGCCCCAGAGCCAGACCAGGGAGAGGAGUCCCCAUGGUGGUUCUGUAGCGAUGCCAGCUGUCAUGCAAGGGCGGAUGAGUGAAGCGUUUAAGGAUGUGGAUAAAGGCUACAAUGGGAUGGAGAGGACGUCUGUCGCCCAGCGGCUGCCUAAAAGCGACAGCUACCCUCCCAAGCCCCCUGGACCUCCCAUGGGGCCCACCAGUGACUACUGCCAGCGCUCCAAGCAGCCAAUGGCCCAGCACCAUGAAAUGACUACCUUAGCGAGGGAGUCUGCACUGCCUGAGCCUCCACACUCGAUGUCAGCGCCUCCCCCUGUGGUUUCCACACCUCCUACAGCUAAGGCAGCAACCCCUCCUAGGGUCUCUGCACCUCCUGCAGUGUCUAUGGCUCAUAUGAGUGCCUCAGGGCCUCCUGUUGUUUCAUCUUCCUCCGUUACCUCUACGCCUCCCCGAAACUCAGCUCCUCCCGUGUCCUCUGCUCCUUCUCCCCCUGUGCUCGGGCCUCCUCCCAGGCUGUCGUCGCCUCCUCUGAUGUUACAAGGCCUAAGACCUUUUCCAGUGACUGUGUCCACACUUCCAUCAGUCGUAUCACCUCCCUCCUCAUUGUCUGCACCUUCUCCUAAGCCAUCUGCUCUUUCUCCUUUACUGGACAAAUCCUCUAGACCUCCAUCUGUGUCUGCUCCCAAUCCAGUCAGUGCUCGUCCCCCAGUGUCUGUGGCACAUCAGACUGCUCACACUACAUCUACACCUCCUGCAGUGGUCUCGACUUCUACCAUGGUGUCUACUCUCCCGCACUCCAUGUCUGUGCCUAUCCCCGCUCUUCAACAGAUGGUCCAAGGAUCCAGACUACCUCCUCUGACUUCUUCUCUCCCUGCUUUAUUUGGAGCACCUCGAGAAACGUUUUGGACUUCGUCAUCAAUGUCUGCAUCUGCUCCUUCCCCAGCGGUGUCUACUCCCUCGGUGGCAGUCAUGGCACCUCCCUCAGCAGUGUCCAGGCCUCAUUCGGCAGUCAGUUCACGUUCUAUAUCAGUGUCCUCACUUUCUCAAUCAGUGUCUACUUGUCCCCUAGUAGUUUCUGCCCCUCCCGCAGUGUCUGUAGUGUCCUCCUUUCCAAAGGAGGUGUCUAUGCCUCCUCUAACAGUCCAAGGCCCUAGAGCUCUACCUUUGUCUGGACCUCCUCCUCUCACAUCCCAAACCUCCAGAGCUCCUCCAUUGUCUGAGUCACCUGCCUUGAUGUAUGUGCCUCUUGCAGGGAUGACUGCUCCUCUUGAGGUACCUUCUGCGCCUCCACUAUCCGCCCCUGCUCCUCCACAAGCUCCUAAACGGAUGGUUCCCCCAGAGCCAGAGGAGCGAUGCAUGGGGAACAUGAAGUACAUGGGGAACAUGAAGGAUCCCUCUGUAGAAGCAGACAGAGUCAAAACAUCAUCAAAGAUUGAUUCCGCAGGGUCUCCGACUCGUCAAUGUGAAAAACACUCAAUCAAACCCCUCACAGUUAUUCCUGGGACGACACUGCACCCCAAGAACCAAGAGGACUCCCCUGGGGACCAAGUUUGUGCUGAGAAAAAUGACAUCACCCCGAUGAGCGGUGCAGACAUUCCCCUGGAGAAGAGAAGUCUGGAUGACAUCGUUGUGACAGAUGAGUCAACAGUUGAUGAGUCUUUUGACGAGUCCUUGCAGGCGGAGUCCAUACGCCUCGACAGCACCCAUAUGGAAGACCUCAGCCUCACUGAGGAAGAUGACAUCAGUAACAACUCGUCAUUUGACAAUGCCUCUCGGUUUGACGAAACUUCUAGAUUUGACGAUACCUCUCGCAUGAAUGACACAUCUCGAUUGGAUGACAUCUCCCGCGUAGAUGGUGAUAACUCUCUGUUUGACGUUACCUCUCACACGGAUGAUGACACUUCCCGCUUUGACGACAGCUCUCGCGUAGAUGGCAACAAAUCUCUAUUUGACUACAGCGCUCGCAUGGAUGACAGUGCUCGCAUGGAUGACAGCGCUCACAUGGAUGACAGCACUCACGUGGAGGAACCAUCACAUGUUGGAGACACUACACUGGAUAGCAGCUUCUCCUCUGUGGAGGACUCUAGGGAAUUGACUCUGGAUGAUACCCAGACAGAGAACGUUUCUCGGGCAGAGGAGACUAUGGACAGCUGCCUGAGCACCAAGGAGUCCAUGCUGGAGUCCUCUCUGAACAACACCUCUCAGAUGCAGGACUCUAGUGUUGACUUGUCCCAGAAUGACAUCUCUCGGUCAAGCUCAAAUUGCCCUGCCAAACCAACCCCAGCCUACAAAGGUGACCGUGAGGCGGAGGUCUGCGAUAUACCAGACUCCACUGGCACCACCAGCACCAAGGCCAGUGCUGCUACCAUCAUGGCACCACCUGUUAUCAUGGAUAAAGGCAAGCACACAGCGGCGCUCAGUGCCCUGGUGGAAAGCCUGGUUGGAGUCCCGCUCCUGCCCCUAGGUGCCCCAGCCAUGCCCACGACUGGCCAAAAGACCAAAACACCAAGGAAACCCAGGAAGCCACGCACUCAAGCAGCCUCCAUUCCCGUUCUGCAGGCCCCUGGGAAAGCCCAGCGGAAGUCUGCUAUUAAAACUCCAAAGGUAGAGAAGAUAAAGGUAGAGAGGAGGAAGAAGCUUGAGGUAGGAGAGAACAAGGAAAAGGGACCACCUAGAAAGAGAAAGAAGAAGAUUGAACCAGUAGCAGCCACAGGAGAGCCUGAACAUUCUGCUGAAGGCCUACUUCCUGGUCAAAGUGGACCAGUCACUACCAUUGGUAAACCAUGUCUGACCAGUGGCGAGACCCCACCAGUGAUCAAACCCAAGAAAGUUAGAGUCAAGAAAGUAAGUGUUCUGGAGCCGAAGCCACACAAAAUAGCAAAAAUGGACAUUGACACUAAACCCAAUGAUGAUGACAAUAACGUCAACGAUGGCGACGACAGUUCCACUGCGGGUGACACUCCUAGAAGGAGGAUAGCAACAGAGGAGCAGGUCUACUUCCCUCUGCUCCACGGCUGGAGGAGGGAGAUCCGGGUCAAGAAGAAUGAGGACCGACUCAAGGGCGAGACCUGGUACUACAGCCCCUGUGGGAGGAGGAUGAAGCAGUUUCCUGAAGUCAUCAAGUAUCUGAACAGGCACCAAGACACUGCUGUGACCAGGGAACACUUCAGUUUCAGCCCCCGCAUGCCUGUAGGAGACUUCUACGAGGAGAGGGACUCCACUGAGGGAGUGAAAUGGUGCCUACUGGCCAAUGAGGAGGUGCCCUCCAUGAUCAUGGCCAUCACAGGCCGACGUGGCCGACCUCCAAACCCUGACAAAGAGAUGCCCCGGCCCCGAGCUCGUCGUACCAAGGGUGGGCCAGUCCGAAAGCCCGGGAGGCCGCCCAAACCCAAGAUGGUGGACCUGCUGAGCAAGGUGGACGCCAGAAUGCUGAAGAGGCUAGAGGCCAAGGAUGGUCUGACUGAGGAGGACAAGGAGAAACUUGUCAAAAUCAAGAAGAAAAUGAAGAGAAAGGCAAGGAUGAAAAGAAAGGAGGAUAACAAGAAUAAAAAGAUCCGACAGGAGAAAAAGCAAGCGAAGCUGGACAAGGAGACCAAGGAGGUGAAGGCUGAACCAGCCAACCAGGAGGCCUCACAGCUGGCCCCACCACAGCCACCCGCCCCUGAGCCCAAGAAGCGCGGCCCUAGGAAGAAGGUUGAGGUGCCGCCACCGGUUGUGGAGACUGACCAGGAGAGGUUGGCCAAGGGGAAAAGGCUGCUGGGGGCCAGGAGUAAGGCCAAGGCCCUGGCUGCGGCCCAGGCAGAGGCGGAGGCUGCUGCCCAGGCAGCCCUGGCAGCUAAGAAGCAGUUGGAGAGGAGGGCCCAGGCCCAGAGACGGCUGGAGGAGAGGAGGAGACAGCAGAUGAUCCUGGAGGAGCUGAAGAAGCCCACUGAGGACAUGUGUCUCACAGACCACCAGCCUCUUCCGGAGCUGUCUCGGAUCCCCGGCUUGGUUCUUUCUGGUGUGGCCUUCUCCCACUGCCUGACUGUGGUGGAGUUCCUGUACAGCUAUGGCAAGGUGCUGGGCCUCCACAUCCCCACUGAUGUGCCUAGCCUCAGCACCCUGCAGGAGGGCCUCCUGGGCCUGGGAGACAGUCAAAGCGAGGUCCAGGAUCUGCUCAUAAAGCUGGUGGAGGCCGCAGUACACGACCCAGGCCUGCCACCCUACUACCAGUCGGUGAAGAUCCUAGGGGAGAAGCUGGUGGACCUGGAGCUGACUCGCAGCACAGUGUCUGAGGGCCUGAGGAUCUUCCUGGAGUCCCAUGGCUUUGACAUGGAAGUGUGCAACGUGCUGCGGACCAAGACCUUCCUCACCCUCAACCCCGACACCAAGGCUGCCAUCCUGGGCUUCCUGGUGGAGGAGCUCAACGGCAGCAACAUUGUCAUAAGUGAGAUUGACAACACACUGGAAAACAGGGCUACUUACAGGAAGAACAAGUGGAUCAUCGAGGGGAAAUUGCGCAAACUGAAGGCAGCUCUAGCACGGCGUACGGGGCGGUCUGAGGAGGAGCUCUAUCUAGAGGAGAGGAGGCGCAGUGCCAGGGUGGCAGAGGAGGAGAACCUCAGUCUGGAAGAGAGCGGCGGCCCCAUGGAGAGGGGCAGCCGCCGCCGCACACCCAAGGAGGAGCCCAAACUGAAUGAAACUGACAGCCCCGCCAACGCCAGCAUUCCAGAGUUGGAGAGGCAGAUCGAUAAGCUAACCAAGCGACAGGUGUUUUUCCGUAAGAAGCUGCUCCAGUCCUCCCACUCCCUGCGGGCGGUGUCUCUGGGCCAGGACCGGUUCCGCCGGAGAUACUGGCUCCUGCCCCACCUGGGAGGGGUGCUGGUGGAGGGGCCUGAGGAGAUCCUAGCGACAGAAGAUAUCCUGGUGAAGGAGGUGCCCGUCACUCUUCUGAAGAGGGAACCCAAAGUGGAGGAGAAGCCCACUACCACCCCUGCCCCUCCCGCCUCCUCUCCCCAGUCCCAGACCUCCUUGCCCCCUAAAGGGGACCCUCUCCCCGGCACCGCCUCUCUUAUGAGCAGUCCCAGGGCCCGGGGUCGCCCCCGCAAGAUCAAACCAGAGGUGGAGCUACACCUCCGCACCGCCAAGUGUCGCCGCCGUCGCCGUAGCAGCAAGUCCGGCGGGGAGGAGUCGGGGCCAGGCGUUUCCCCGGAGACCACCACCACCAAUGGAACAGAAGACCUCACUCAGUCCACUUUCAGUAACUGUCUCAGCCAAUUGCAGGGCGCCUUAACCAACGGGACGGAGCCAAUAACAGGGACGGCACCUAAAGGCAGACUACCAGAGGAUAGCGUGAAAGAGAUGGCGGAGAAACAGGGGCAAUGGUUCAACCUGCUGCCAAAACAGCCUUGUGACAAAACCUCUCUGACAGAACCUCAGACCCCCCCCAGCAAGCCGCCCAAACGCCUCCCUCUGACCCCCAGCACCCUGCCCGCCCUUGCUGCUCCACUGCUGCAGUCUGUACCAGACCCCACACCCCAGGUGACCCCCAGCCCAGCCAAACCAGGGCGCAGGCGGAGGAGGGGCGGCAGUCCCGCCCGCAGGGUUGGCGCUAGAGCGGCUGCAGCUAAGCGUCGUGGCCGCCCUUCUUCCACACUCUUCCAGGAGAUAGAGCAACAGUACUUCACUCAGCUCGUGGUCAAGCCCAUUCCAGCAUCAAUGGUGCGUGGCUGGUGGUGGAUAAAGGAGCCUGAGGACCUGACGGCCACCCUGCAGGCCCUGCACCCACGAGGCAUCCGGGAGAAGGUGCUCCACAAACACUUGGCCAAACACAUGGAGUACCUGGCUGAGGUCUGCACACGGCCCAUCAACGACCCUAUAUUCCAGGUGAAGGUGAAGGAGGGAGAGGCCCUGCUAGAGUCCCUGCAGCAGCCAUGGCAGGUCCAGGAGCGGGCCCUGGAGACAGACGUCGGAGCCCUCCGCUGGGUGGAGGACCUGGAGCAGAGGGUCAUUGCCGCCGACCUGCACCUCAAGAUGGCUCCUCAGAAUGGAAGGAGCGACACUGACAAUAACAUGGAAACGCCAGCCGCAGGAUUCCAGCCCUACACAGUUCCAGAGGUGGACUCCACGCGUGACGACCUGCAGUACUACGAGCAUGAUGUGGACCCCCGGGACGACUGGAUCGUGCGGACCAAGAAGGAGUGGUCAGACCUGCCCCGUGUGGCCAGCCACCCGCUGGACCUGGCCGUCCUGCGCCUGGCCAACCUGGAGAGAAACAUCGACCGGCGCUACCUGAAGGAGCCCCUCUGGAACCUGGCCGAGGUGGUGCGUCUCGCCCCCCUCACCCCCGAGGAGAGCCAGAUGGGCCAGAUGGACGUCAUGAGUCUGGAGAGUGAGAUCACCCCCAGAUUGCGGACAUGGCGCCAGGCCCUGGACCGCUGUCGGAGCGCCCCCCAGCUAUGUCUGUGUCUGCUGCAGCUGGAGAAGGCCAUCGCCUGGGAGAGAUCUGUGGUCAAAGUGACGUGUCAGGUGUGCAGGAAGGGGGAUAAUGAUGAGUACCUGCUGUUGUGUGACGGCUGUGACCGUGGCUGCCACAUGUACUGCCUGAGGCCAAAGGUCACCCAGGUGCCAGAGGGGGACUGGUUCUGCCCCACCUGCGUCUCCAAGGCUAGUGACGGUGAGUCACCACGUAGCAACCAUCGCUCCUCCAAGCAGAGGACCCGGGUGAAGAAGAGGAGGUACGAAGACGACAGUUCUGACGAAGAGGCGGUGCCCAGCAAACGCAGCGGUGGUGGUGCUAAUAUGGCAACACGGCAUAAGGACGGUGGCCCUGCGUUAUCCUCCCGUUACUCUGGAGAUGGAGGACGCACAGCGGGCUUCUCACCCGCCAAGCGCCGCCGCAUGACCACCCGCAACCAGCCCGACCUCACCUACUGCGAAAUCAUCCUGAUGGAAAUGGAGUCUCAUGUUGACGCCUGGCCCUUCCUGGAGCCCGUCAACCCCCGCAUGGUACCCGGCUACCGACGCAUCAUCAAGAACCCCAUGGACUUCCUCACCAUGAGGGAGAGGCUGCUGCAGGGAGGGUACUGCAGCUGUGAGGAGUUUGCAGCAGACGCCCAUCUGGUGUUCAACAACUGCGAGCUGUUCAACGAGGACACGUCCGAGGUGGGCAUGGCUGGACACUCCAUGAAGAGCUUCUUCCAGAACCGCUGGGCUGAGUUCUACGCGAGCAAAGACCAAUAGGACUCUUGUGCUGGGGGCUGGGUCACCCAUUGGCUGAUGCUUACGCUCCCUGUUACUGCGAAGACUGUCUGGGCCGAAGUAUCCUGCGGCUCGCUGUAUACAUAUAUGUAUAGAUCUAUGUAUAGAUUUGGAUAUUUGUCUGUUCUUGUUUUUCCCUUUCUCUGCUUCACCUUUUUUAAAACCUCGACCGUUGGCUUGAAAUUUUCUCGACGACAGAGGGGGAUGUUUGAGCUCUCUUCUUCCCUCUGCACCCUCCCUUCUGUACCUAGUCACCUGUUUGGAAUUUUCCUGUUGUCAUGUUCUCUCCUAAGCCACACCCCUUGUCUCAUAAGGCCACGGUAUUCGUCCAUCCCUUCCUCUGUGGGCGGGAGGAGGGUCUGAGGCCCUGAGCGGAUUGGGUUCUCAAACUCUGCCCUCUGACCACGACACGAGGUCUGCCAGACCAAUGCGUCACUGCAGACCGGACAUGCUCUGACCUCGUUUCCACCAUAUAGAUCAAAACCCUAAGGUCCUCUCUGAACUCAAACACUUUGGGAUUGGACCCUCUUUUAACUGUUCAAUGGAAAUGUAGUAUGGUCUUAUGCCUGAAGCAAUUUUUCUCACUAUAUUUUUAUUAUAUAUUCUAUAUAUGUGUAUAUAUAUAUAGAGUACAAUAGCUGGGAUUAUUUAAUAGCAAUAGCUUGUAGUGAAUGUGUACAGACUAUAUAGUUGAGAUGUCUAGACGAUUUAUGAAAAGGCCAGUAAAACAAAAUGGAAAGGAGUGUUUUUUGUUUUUUUUCCCCCUGAAGACUUAAUUGUGUAACGCAACCCCUGACCUAACUCAGACACACCCACACUCCUGCUGCUUUGUGAAGGUCACUGGUUUCAGAAACUGGAGGCUUUGUCUUUUCUUUUCUGUCCUGUUUUUAGACCUUUUUUUCCCUGCUCCAUAAUGACAACUAAGACUGGUAGUCACAGCAACGGGAAUUGUCAGGUGUGGUGUGUUCAUAGAUGGUGUCAAUAGAACUGAAAUGACGCUACCGCCAUUAUCAAAUGCGGUUUGCUUUGUGUUGCAGCUCUUUACCAUAUUGGUCAAAUUGUGCAGAAAGCUAGCAGGCUGCUGAAAUCUUAUUGGUUGACUCUUCGCAAACAAAAUGAUGUCACGUUUUUUAGCGACACCCAUUCAUGGGAAGAAUUGUUUUGAUUUUACAGAAAAUUGUCACUCAAUAUUUCUUACAAUGCAUUUUUGUUUCUCACUAAAUUUAAAGGACCUUCAUCGGAAUUUGUUUAACACUGGAAAUGUUCCUUCUCAUCAAUUUCAAAUGAACGUAGAAACAUACCCCCCCCCCCCCCCCCAAAAAAAAAAGCUAUAACUCUUAUUUUUAUGAAUACUGCAGAAUAACAGUAAAUAUGCAUUGAGAGGUUUCUUCUGCUUGUGGGUUUCUGAAUCUUGACAGUUAAGCGCAGGAACAGGUAUCACUUGUGUGUUAAAAGAGAAACAUUUAGUUCUAGACACCUACUGAUUAAAAGCCUUCAAAACAAGUAUGUCCACAUUUUGCUAAGCUCAUGUUCCAUUUAUGAAUCUGUUCUUUUUUAAAAAGUGGCCACUGUGCUCUAUAGAGCCCCACAGUGGAGGAGUCAUAAUACCCAUAAAAUACUAGCGUUCAAACAGGGAAAUGGUUCCAAUUGUUUUUCCACUGUAAAUUGUUCCAAUAUGGGGAAAAACACUUAAAGGGUUGUGUUUCAUGUAGACUUACCCAGGUGUGACAUUUUGAUCACCAUGUAAAUCUCUCGGAUAAGGUGACUUUUUUUAUUAAUAUAUUUUCCUCUUUUUACUCUGAUUUGAAAAUGCUAAUUAGCAUCAAAGUAGACAUGCAAAACGACAAAGCCCUGCAAGCUCCUGCAUGUCAUCUCUAGCUGACACCUUUAGUAACAGGUAUUGUUAAUUUAAAACUUGCACGAGACAGUGCACACAAUUGUCCAUUUUUAAAGUAAAUGUAGCCAAUUUCCACAAUACCACAUUUAGAAAACAUUAGUUAAUCCAGGUAUUCUUACCUUUGCCUCAAUUCGGCGGUCUCGUCCAGAUCAUCACGGCAUUUGUAGUUAUUUUUGAUAACCUAAUUAGCCAUUCAUUUCUGGGGGGUAAAUACAAGCGAAUACAUUGAUAAGUCACCUUGUCUGAGAGAGAUUUGAGAAGGUCAUUGAAAUGUCACCCCAAGGGUAAGCCUAAAUGAAACACAGUUUCUAAAAUCCCCUAUGGGAAAAAUAUUAAUGGUGGGAAAAUAAUUGGAACCAUUUCCCUGUUUGACCGCUAGGUUUUCUGGGUAUUAUGACUCCUACUGUGGUACUCUAGCGUGGCAUGGUUGGUGUGUUAUGGGAAAGGUAUGAAGGCGGCAUGAAGAUACUUCACAAUCCGGGUUUUAUUUAAAGCGUGGUUUCUUACACUGAACUCAAACUGGUCGAUAGGAAAUUCAUUUUUGUGUUCCUUUCUACACAAAAGGGACAUUCCUUUUUCUAUAUAAAAAAACUAAAAGACAUGAAUAAAACCAAAUCUGGUGUUAAGUGAAUUUUUCAUAAUGUACAGUUUUUGUGACUACAUUUGUUCCUUUCUAUAUUUUUAGGACCAAUAUAAUUUUUAAGAGGUAUUACAAGACCAUGUUGUAUCUUGGUGAUGUAACACGUGUGCAUCUGUAGAAUGUACUGUUAGUUGAAUAAAAACCACAUCUAGUAGAGACUACACUCUG
Molecule: messenger RNA, 11324 nt
Organism: Oncorhynchus kisutch (coho salmon)
Lineage: Eukaryota; Metazoa; Chordata; Actinopteri; Salmoniformes; Salmonidae
Product: bromodomain adjacent to zinc finger domain protein 2A
Exons: 29
Coding region: 460-8601 (2713 amino acids)
Cellular component (GO): rDNA heterochromatin
Molecular function (GO): protein binding; DNA binding
Source: RefSeq, a predicted model, not a curated record